Myripristis murdjan (pinecone soldierfish) is the source of this 2103-nucleotide messenger RNA. Its product is annotated as rho-related GTP-binding protein RhoU. Gene Ontology annotation, biological process: small GTPase-mediated signal transduction. The transcript is spliced from 4 exons. NCBI's taxonomy places the organism in Eukaryota, Metazoa, Chordata, Actinopteri, Holocentriformes, Holocentridae. The coding region runs from base 16 to 861 and encodes 281 amino acids. The record is from RefSeq and is a predicted model, not a curated record. Gene Ontology annotation, molecular function: GTP binding; GTPase activity.
UCCCAGGGCAGAGCGAUGCUUCCGCAGGAUGUGGGGAAGCAGAAGAACCAUCGUGUGUCGGACCCGGUGUGCGGGACCGACUGCCCCCCUGUCCCGCCCCGGCGUUUGAAGAACCGGGACUUUCCUCUGAGCUCCAAGAGGAGGCGGUCCGGCUCCGUACCUGAGCGCAAGGUGAACUGCGUCCUGGUUGGAGACGGAGCGGUGGGCAAGACCAGCCUGAUCGUCAGCUACACCACCAACGGGUACCCGGCAGAAUAUGUCCCGACAGCCUUUGACAACUUCGCAGCGAUGGUUGUGGUUGAUGGAAAGCCGGUGAGACUGCAGCUCUGUGACACGGCUGGCCAGAGAUGGGGGCCGGUGGGUGGAUCAGUAAAUGAUGACUUGGACCGCCUCCGGCCGCUGUGCUACAGGAACGCUGACGUCUUCCUCCUCUGCUACAGCGUGGUGCGGCCCUCCUCUUUCCGCAGCCUGACCACCAGGUGGGUGCCUGAGAUCCAGCAGCACUGUCCCGGCACUCCUCUGGUCCUGGUCGGCACUCAGCUGGACCUGCGGGAGGACGUCCAGGUGCUGAUCCACCUGGCGCAGAACCAGGAGCGGCCGGUGGGCACCGAGGAGGGCCGGCGGCUGGCCCAGGAGAUCGGGGCCGUGAGCUUUGCCGAGUGCUCGGCUCUGACCCAGAAGAACCUGAAGGACGCUUUCGACUCGGCCAUCCUGGCCAGCGUCCAGCAGACAGACAGCAGCGCCCAGCAGCGGACGCUGACUCUGAGGAAGAAGACGCCCGACAAGAUCAAGAGCCUGUCGGAGGCCUGGUGGGGGAAGAUCACCUGCCUGAUGGGGGAGCAGAGCUGUGAGCUGAAGUGAGCAGAGCUGUGGUGCAGACCUGGACCAGGGGAGGCACGUACACACUCAAAACUUUUGCUUGAUUCUGCCCACAGGAGGUCCCAGAUGGGUGGGGUUUGUCACAGGGACGAUAUAGAAAAGUAGAAGCUUGGAAGUUACAGAAUCAGAUUUGUGAGCUAAAGGUUACCAGUUCAAGUUGUAUUGGAAAGUGAAUAAAUAACACUCUUCUCUCCCUAAAAAAAUAAAUAAAUAAAUAAAACUGUCAAGGGGAAAGCACUUUAACCAUCAUUUUAAUGAGACUGAUGGUGUCUGCUUUCCAACACAGCUGCUGGUUUCUUCAGGUAAAUCCUGCAACAGUAGAACAGCAGUGGAACCUGCACACUGACUUUCUGUGGCCACGAAAAAUCUGGGGAAAAAAAUUAUAAUAAAAUAGUGCAAAACCUGCAAAAAUGACUUCUUUGCUUGACACCGUCUGAAGUGACGAGGUAAAGCCCAACCCGGUGGAAAUCAACCUUUAUUGUCAUUAUUUGGGAUAUUAAUCAGCUGUUGGCCCAGUCAUGUGAGAGCGGCUGAGUUUCUGUGUCACUUUUUCACCGCAAAACUGGUAGGACUUUGUAUUGAACUUUAUAGUGUAUUAUUUAUUUAUUCAUUAUUAAAUUUAGCCUAUUUAUUGUGACCCUUAUUGCCAUCACUGACCAUGUUCAGAAGCCUUGAUUAAAGUUUUUAUACCAAUUAGGCUGCAGGAUUUUGCACUCCUGAAUGAGGCGAAGAGCCGACAAAUGUGGCAUGAAGACGAAUCCCAAAUGAAACUUUUGGUCACAAAACGAUAACACUGUACUGUAACUGUCUUUGUUUUUUGUGUUUGUUUUCUUUGUUUUCUUUUUCUUAUUAUUUUUUUAGCAGUAAAACAUCAAGUAGCCGAGCAGUUUUUCAAAAUGAAAUGUUUGGUCACCACAGUACUGUACGUAACUACUGUCUUUGUUUGUUUGUUUGUUUGUUUGUUUGUUUUGGGGUUUUUUUAGUGCUAGUAGCAUCAGUAGGUUCAGUUUUUCAAAACGCGGUAGCCUGCAUGUCAGCCUUUUUUAACAGAAAGUCUUCACAUCUACAAUGAAUGGAUUUGGUUUGGGUGUGUCCUCUGGUGGGCUUUGAUUUAACUUUACUAACACUGUGUGUGUGUGUGUGUGUGUGUGUGUGUGUGUGUGACCUCCAUAGAGGGUCAUAGGUCAUUAGUGAAGUGGGUCAUCUGGGAUCAUUUCACCACCA